Molecule: messenger RNA, 2304 nt
Organism: Penicillium alfredii
Lineage: Eukaryota; Fungi; Ascomycota; Eurotiomycetes; Eurotiales; Aspergillaceae
Product: fungal specific transcription factor domain-containing protein
Exons: 4
Coding region: 1-2304 (767 amino acids)
Biological process (GO): DNA-templated transcription
Molecular function (GO): zinc ion binding; DNA binding
Source: RefSeq, a predicted model, not a curated record
AUGCGAGGGAAAUGGCGGGCGAUUGAGCGGAGGCCUGCGACACAAGAUCUCAGUUCUCGCCUGUGUCGCAUCGAACAUGAGCUGAGCCUCCUGCGGGCCCCAGAGAUCCAGGGCUCUGAAAAUGCUCCUCGCGAUCAUAACCAGAGCAAUCCUCCACUCCAAGUCCCGACCUUCUCAGGAGAGACCUCUCUUUCUCACAACCUCACCGUAGUGGAAGGUCGGCUGGAGCAGAUGGGAAUGGGAUAUACAGGAGGAGGCUCCACUUCUCCGAAUCACCACACGGGGUCUCGAUUGACUCCGUCUCCAAAUUUACGCGACCACCCGAUGGAGCGCCGAGCGGGCAGCGUAAUCCAUAACUCCCUCGAAGCUCAUGGUAUCACACCAGAUCGAGAACUGUGGGACAGACUUAUAUGCAAUUUCCGCGAUGAGGUGCAUAUCCUUGUUCCAUUUUUGCAUCUUCCCAGUCUACAGGAGGCUUAUGCCGACGUGUGGGAACGCCUAUCUCACUGUCGACACAACAUCCAACCGGAUGGCCUUCAUUGUGUCCGAGUGGCCCACAUCCUGCUGUGUCUUGCAAAUGGUAGAUGCGUGGAGUCAUCACGAUCAGAUCGCGAAGAUCGGCAAUACUCUGCUGGUUGGAGAUUUUACAGUGCCGCACGGGAGAUCUUUGGAGACCUCCUUGACGGCUUCCACCAGUGCUCGAAUCAGAUACUCUCGAUGCAGACGGUGGUUUUGAUGGUCAUUUAUCUGUUCCGACUCGAUGCACAUGAAUCUGCGGAAAAGCUCCUCGCUCUUACCAUCUCGCAUAUACACCACCUGGGUCUCCAGAGACGUAGGGCGGUAGAUAGCAUGGCUCUCUUUGAGAGUGAAAUGUCCCGACGUCUUUGGUGGUGUGUAUACCUCUUGGACAGGCGAUUGGCCAUUGAGACCGGUCGGCCGUUUCUCAUUCAGGAUGUGAAUGUCGAUGUUGGCCUACCGCGAAACAUGAGCGAUGAAGAGCUCAGCAGAUACCACAAACAUUUGCCCGGGUCUGAUGCUGGUGAAGACGCCACCGCAUUCGGAUCUACAACUGUUCCAUAUCUUGUUGCUAUGGUCAACUAUUCGCGAGUCAUUGGGAAGGUCUGGGAGGCGUUGUACGGUGCUGCCACGUCCGACUCCACUCCCAGCCCACUCAUUCAUGAGUAUUUGGAACUGUUGAUCACGCAAUCCCAGAAGGAAAUGCAACCAGAGUUUACUUACGAUCCUUGGCAUGCCCGGACCCGUAAGACUGAAGGGUUGGCUUGGUGGCAGAUCAAGCAGCAAUUGAUCAUGCGGAUUCGAUGGUCAUCCCUCUAUCUUUUGAUCCGAAAGCCAAUGCUCCAGAGGGUAUGGUGCAACCACCAGCCAGCUCCGGAGGUGAUUGAGAACCAGGUGAUUUGCAUGCGUCUGGUCCAAAACAUCCUUCGAGAUUAUAAAGACGUAUCAGAAGAGCAUCCCAAGUACACAUUUCCUUUUUUGCACUAUCUCGCCAACGCCUUGAUCAUUGCACUAGGGCUCAUUAUCAAGCAACCCUCAUUCAAGGAUACUUACCGUGAUUCAACCUUAGAGGCAGCCAGAUCGCUGAAGAGACACUGCCGCAGGACGUGGGUGUCGGGAAAUAUGGCCCGAGCUAUCUGGAAGCUCAAUGAAAUGGCCAGUUUGGUUUUGGAGCCAAAUAAUGCACCACGAGAAAAUACUGACGACGGCACAUCUGGAUUUUCGGCACCACGCUCGGUGUAUACAUCCUGCUCCCGCAGUGGCAAUUCCGAUUCACAUCAGCCUGGAGAUACUGAAGAAGAGCAGCAACUGUCAGUAGCCACACCAAGGCCAGUUGCUCAUCUAAAUGGAGAGGAAACCUCUGAUAAAAGCCAAUUCAACCCAAGAUCAUUCGGCACUCGAAAAUCCAGUCACCAAUCAGAUCGACAUGAGGGCCUAGUGACCACCGACUUUGAUGCUGAAGCGAGAGCUCUGGUCUCCGACACGCCAGGAGGUUGCCACACAAGGAAUAUAUUUCACCAUAAAAUGUCUUCCUGUGACAACAGUGGAGGUCCAUCUCAUGUUAGGCAGUUUGGCGGUGAUCCUGCUGGUACAGAUGGCGCCUAUGGCAUUCCUUUACGUGAAGCACAGAUUGAUCCAUCACAUACACCCACCGUGCGAGAUCGUGGAGAUCUCGCGCCUGACCCUAAUGCCUGGGUGCCAGGUGAAAUGAUAGGUGAGGGCAUGGAGUGGUUGCAGAAUUUGUUCGCAAAGGGGUUGGGCACUGAUCUUCCACCGGUGUGGGAUUAA